UGGAAUUGUUACAACAACAACAGAAGAAAAGCAAAGAAACUGUUUUUUUACGUCAUCCGUGUCUUCUUACCGCAUCGAAACCUUCUGUCCAGUUGAGCUUCGCAAAUCUCCAUCUCCACUUGGGAAUGGAGAUCAAUCUCCCAAUUGUCCCAUCGCUUUGACCCAUUUUGAUUCCUUCAUCUUACUCUCAACAACAACAGGAAUCACCCAGAUUUUACUAUAUCGAUUGGAGUCUUUGAUAUUAUUAUUCACUGUCCAAGUUUUGAGGUUGUUGAGAAUUUAUUGUAUUGGACUACUGGGAAUUGGAAUGGGGGUUGUAGAGGCGAACCCGCAUCUGGACUCAUCAUCUAGGACAGUAGCAUCGCUUAAUGGCAGUCAUUCUGAAGCAAGAUUAGGCAAGAAGCCAAUGGAAGUUGGUGAGUGUUCUUACCGCCCCAGUUCGGCUAAGAUUAAGAGGCGAAUAGUCUCUGCUGUUCGUGAUUUUCCGCCGGGUUGUGGAAGAAAUGUUCCCUUAAACAAUGCCAUUGCUGGUACUUCUCAGAAUGUACCAAUAGAGGGUACCAGUGAAUUGGAAGCUUUUGCUGGUGCUUCUCAGAGUGUACUGAUAGAAAACUCGGUUGCUGGGGAUAGAAUUGAUGAUGGAAAUGAAGUGGAUGAUAGUGGCUUGAUGAAUAUGGAGCCAGUUGUGAGAGGAACAGCCUUAGAAGAUGAAGUAUUUGAUUUGCGGGAGAAUCCGCAUCAGUUAAGCAACAAUUUGACAAUUGUUGAAGGGGCAGGUCCUGUUGGUACUAAUGAUCAGGCUGAGAAGUUGAUUAGCGGGGAUAGAACUGAUGAUGGACAAAAAGUUGUAAACUUGAUCCUCUCAGCUGGUCAGGUGGGUGGUGAUUCUGACUUGAUGAAUAGGGCUGUUGGUACUGUGGAAACAGUUGAAUUAACAGCCCUAGAGCAUGAAGUAUCUGAUUUGUCAAAGAACCCUCAUCUGGUGUGUGUGGUUACACCGGAUGAAGAGAUGGUUCCUGUGCUGUCAAAUAGUAACUCUUCUUCCAUUUCAGUUUCUAAUGUCAAUGGUCAGGAAAAGACUGCAGCGAGAAGAUAUCCUCCUCGAAGACAUGUCUCAGCUGUUCGGGACUUCCCUCCUUUUUGCGGAAGGAAUGCUGCCGCGGAGGCCAGGAAUUUUGGUGAAGAGCAGUCGGAUAUGGGUGACAAACCAUCCUCAUCAAAUAUGAAUACCAUCAAGCAACAAGCCAGAGAGGAUGACGUUAAGGAGGAAGAGUUUCACGAGAAUGAAUUGGGAGGGAAUGUUUCUGAAGCAACUGGAGGUGGAGUUCAAACUGAAUACAAGGGACAUGCCGUAGAAGAAAUGGAGAGAAAAGAUCAAUGCAUUGUAUAUUCUGGGAUCAAUGAGGUUUCAGAAGAUACAAGAAAAGAUGUCAUUGAACCUCCUCAAGAAAGCAAUGGAUGUCAAGGGACGAGGGAGGAUGUUGAACAUUCAGAGAAGAAAGUGGGGAAGCAGAUUGUGGUAUACCAUGAGAAGAACAGUCGAGGGCGAAAUAGUCAAAAAAGUAGGGUGAUUGUACUGGGUUUGAUGGCUGCAUCAAAUUAUCCAUGGCUCAAGGCAAAAGAGGUCGAGAAACCUAAAUCAAAUGGUGGUAUGAGUGAAAGCAAACAGAAGAAACCAGAUGGUGGUAUGAGUGGAAGAAAACGGAAGAAAACAGAUGGUAUGAGUGAAAGAAAACAGAAAAACCCAGGUGGUGGUGUAAGUGAAUGCAAACCAAAAACACCUGAUUUUAAAUGUGAGUCAGAAGGAUUUAAUUCUACUGCCCAAGGUACAAGCCAGCAGCUUGUUAUUAGGGAUGAGGAUGCGAUUCCAAUAUCAUGUUAUACACAUGUGUGCCCUCCUCCUUUUGGUCAGAUUAGUUCAAGCAUUGAAGUUCGUGAUGAUGGUGCAAUUGUCACCCGAAACAAGGUGAGGGAGACAUUGCGGCUUUUUCAAGCUGUUUAUAGGAAGCUCUUGCAGGAGGAUGAAGCGAAGUCAAAGGAAGGAGGCAACUCCCGCAGAAGGUUUGAUCUUCAAGCAGCAAAGAUCCUCAAGGAAAAAGGAAAAUACGUAAAUCUUGGCAAACAAAUCUUGGGAGCUGUUCCAGGAGUGGAAGUCGGUGAUGAGUUUCAUUAUAGAGUGGAACUUAAUAUGAUUGGCCUACACCGCCAAAUUCAAGGUGGUAUAGAUUAUGUUAGGCAUGGGGGGACAAUCCUUGCUACCAGUAUUGUUGCAUCAGGGGGGUAUGCUGAUGCUUUGGAUAAUUCAAGUUCCUUGAUUUAUACAGGCCAAGGAGGAAAUGUGAUAAAUACAGAAAAGGAACCUGAAGAUCAGAAGCUUGAACGGGGAAACCUUGCUUUGAAGAAUAGUCUGCAUGAAAAGAAUCCUGUUAGAGUGAUUCGUGGGUCUGAAUCAUCAGAUGGAAAAUCUAGGACAUAUGUCUAUGACGGGCUAUAUUUGGUAGAGAAAUGUUGGCAAGAUUUGGGGCCUCAUAAUAAGCUGGUUUAUAAGUUUCAGCUGGACAGAAUUGGGGGUCAACCAGAGCUUGCUUGGAAAGAACUGAAGAAGUCCAAAAAAUUUCAAAUACGUGAAGGUAUCUGUGUCGAUGAUAUUUCAGGAGGCAAAGAGUCAAUUCCUAUCUGUGCUAUGAAUACCAUAGACGAUGAGAAACCUCCAUCAUUCGAAUACAUAACUAGUGUGAUAUAUCCUGAUUGGUGCCGCCCGCUUCCUCCCAAGGGUUGUAGCUGUACUGCUGGAUGCUCGGACUCUGAGAAAUGUUCUUGUGCAGUUAAGAAUGGAGGUGAGAUCCCAUUUAACUUUAAUGGGGCUAUUGUUGAAGCUAAGCCCCUUGUGUAUGAGUGUGGUCCUUCUUGCAAGUGUCCUCCUUCUUGCCAUAAUAGAGUUAGCCAGUAUGGUAUCAAGUUUCAUCUUGAAAUUUUUAAAACUAAAUCAAUGGGAUGGGGGGUGAGAUCCCUUAAUUCCAUUCCUUCAGGAAGUUUUAUUUGUGAGUAUAUAGGAGAGCUCCUUGAAGAGAAGGAAGCUGAAGCAAGAGCUGGUAAUGAUGAGUAUCUGUUUGAUAUUGGGAAUAACUACAAUGAUAAUUCUCUUUGGGAUGGACUUUCGACACUCAUGCCUGAUGCACACUCAAGUUCUUAUGAAGUUGUGGAGGAAGGUAGCUUCACCAUUGAUGCUGCACGGAAAGGCAAUUUGGGGAGAUUUAUCAACCAUAGUUGUUCCCCUAAUCUUUAUGCCCAAAAUGUCCUUUAUGAUCAUGAGGACAACAGAAUUCCUCACAUUAUGUUCUUUGCCGCUGAGAACAUUCCUCCGUUGCAAGAGUUGACUUAUCAUUACAAUUAUAUAAUGGAUCAGGUUCAUGAUUCCAAUGGCAAUAUAAAGAAGAAGAAUUGCUAUUGCGGUUCUCCAGAGUGCACUGGCAGGCUGUAUUGAGGUAGACUUCACAGGAGAAUUCUGCAUUAAUAGAAAAGAGGCAGUUUGCAGCAGCCAAGUCGGACUUGACUUUCGAUCUAGAAGGAGUUGACUGUGGCUUUUGAGGACACUGAUUAUGAAGGGAAUUUGGAGGCUAUUCUUGUAGCUUAUCCUUGGCUUCAUGCCCCUAAUAAUCAAACAAUCACUUAAUCCUCUUUGUAUUAAGAAACCAUGUUGGAGGCCAAAAACAAUGCGAAUUUGAUCAGUGACAAGUUUAUAUGAAGCGUGAUGUUGUAGACUUGUGGUGAAUUCGGAUAAGACCGACCUGCAAUGUUUCCAAUAAAAGUUGUAGUUGACAUAUACAUCUUUCAGAGAUCUAGUUUUGUUUCUGUUAUUAAUAUUUUGACAAGAGUUCAUAUCUCAAUUGAUACAUUAAGUUUAUUACAAAA
Molecule: messenger RNA, 3912 nt
Organism: Rosa chinensis
Lineage: Eukaryota; Viridiplantae; Streptophyta; Magnoliopsida; Rosales; Rosaceae
Product: histone-lysine N-methyltransferase, H3 lysine-9 specific SUVH6
Exons: 4
Coding region: 308-3484 (1058 amino acids)
Cellular component (GO): nucleus
Molecular function (GO): histone methyltransferase activity; zinc ion binding; protein binding
Source: RefSeq, a predicted model, not a curated record